UACCUGCAGUGAGGCUUCUCAACAGAUUACUAAAGAGGAUUGGGCAAAGUGGAUAGGCAUUUCAACAUUGAACUUUGAAAGAAUCACCUAGUCCAGCAUUAAGAACAUGUGCAACACUGGCUCAACUACAACUUUUUUGUUAGGCGGGAGCUGUUUGCUGCAGGUUUUGUUAGUUGAUGGUCACAACUUAGUGAGGCUAGUCCAGAGUUUAGAAAUGACAAUUUCUUCUCCAAAUAUCCCACUUGAAAUUCUUGCUACACUUCUAAACCUGGAUGGUGAUGCUGAAUAUUCACUGCUUGUAAACUUGAAAAGGUUGGAUGAUCUUCAAUUGUCAAGGCAAAUUUCCAUUGAAACAUUGCAUAAUUAUCUUGCAUAGACUUGCCGCAAGGCUUAGCUCGAGUGGAAAAAGGUGGUGGAUUUGUGUCUUAGGUCGUAGGUUCAAGCCCCACACCAUGCAAAGUGAAGCCCGAGUGUUUAAGUGGAGAAGGGUAGAGGGGCGGGCCCAUUAUCCACUGAGUUUAGAAGGCAAUGAUUGGUCCAAAGGGUGGGUCACAGGCGAAUUUCUCGUUAUCAAAAUAAAAAAAAAGAUCUUGCAGAGACUUUUAAGAACUCCAGAAGUUUCGAU
This is a messenger RNA of Solanum pennellii, 625 nucleotides long. RefSeq names its product serine/threonine-protein kinase TOR-like. The record is from RefSeq and is a predicted model, not a curated record. The transcript is spliced from 3 exons. Bases 107 to 376 code for a protein of 89 amino acids. Lineage: Eukaryota; Viridiplantae; Streptophyta; Magnoliopsida; Solanales; Solanaceae.